UCGCAUUUUAACAGAUAUUUGGGUUAAAUUAGGUGAACAGUUUAUAAUGUUUGGUGAGAAAGCCUUGGAUUUAAUACGUGAAGUUCAUCGGACCAGAGAAGGCUCACUUGGUCCAUACAAUGAAGAUGGUGUUCGACAAGUCUUGGAAGAAAUGCAAGUUUUGUACGAAGCCAACCAACAAGAUGUCGCUCAACUUGUACAAAACGAUUCCGACCAAACCUCUUUAACUGCCGUUCAAAUACGACACGACAGUUUGCAACGAAACAAACGAUGUUUGCUCGCUUAUCUAUACAACCGAUUACAAAAGAUCCGCGCUUUACGUUGGGAGUUUGGAAGUGUGUUGCCUACUGAUGUAAGAGGGAACAUGUCUCCAAAAGAAAUAGAAUGGUUCACCAAAUACAACCGUGCGCUCGCAAACUACAUGAGAUCACUUGGGAACGGAGGACUUGAUCUUACUCAGGACUUGCACCCUCCACAAAACGUUCACAUUGAAGUUCGCUGUGUAGAAGAUAAAGGUGAACUUGAACUGGACGAUGGCUCAAAAAUUCUCCUCAAAAAAAAUUCUCUUCAUUACCUACCGAGGUCUCAGUGCGAGCAUUUGAUACGACAAGGUGUCCUUAAACACGUCACUUGAUCUCAGCUUUUCUACAUGUUUUAUUGGCCACCCGAGAAGGCACACACACGUUAGUUAGUUCUCAUCAUACAUUGCACAGAGACUAUACUGCAUGGCAGGCAUCUAUAAUUUUACAAAACAGUGAAAGGCACGCCUCUGCCUGAGUUCACGAAGCUCGAUCUCCCAUCUCAACCUUCCAAGGUUAUUCUCACAUCUCGUGUUCCCUCCGGUAAUUCUCCCAUCUCUCAUCGUCGCUUUCAUGCGUGAGAUAUCUCUUCCCAACCUGCUUCUCCAACUGCCGAAGAUCCUGCCAGCAUUGGUAGUCCUGCAAGAAAUCUUUGUUUAAUUCUUCACAGAAAAGUCACCUUUGCAUAAAUAGAAGGAAAUUAUAUCACAAUUUAUGGUUUCAUUCAAAUAGAUUUUGGCCAGCAUUGAUGAUCCUGUAACAAGAUUUUUUGUUUACAUCUUGCGUAAAUAAGGGAGCUAAUCCACGAUUGAUGUUUUUAUAUUCAGGUUUUGCGGGAUUGAUAAUCUUGCAAGCACAAUCUUUUAUUGUUAACCAGCUCUUCAUUUUUUACUUCACUGCUUUCUCAUCCUUAUACUAACAUAAAAAAGAGUAAAAUACAGUUUGCAACAAUUUCA
Molecule: messenger RNA, 1255 nt
Organism: Ciona intestinalis (vase tunicate)
Lineage: Eukaryota; Metazoa; Chordata; Ascidiacea; Phlebobranchia; Cionidae
Product: DNA replication complex GINS protein PSF1
Biological process (GO): DNA strand elongation involved in mitotic DNA replication; DNA replication
Cellular component (GO): GINS complex
Source: RefSeq, a predicted model, not a curated record